AUCCUCUCCCUCGGCCAUUCUCCGAUCAGCCAGCAACGGAAACACUUAUUUAGCUGCACGUGGUGUGGACGCCACAUACAUUCUCUCUACCUCCGUUUUCAUCUUCAAUCAAGUCGCCAAUCCGCACCCCGGUUUAUCAUCUCGGGUGGUUAUCGCGGAUAUUUUUGUCACAUGAGAGAAAGAGCUCAGCCGCGAAUAUCAAGACUUUCUAUCGAUCAAUUUCUCCGUAAAUUUUCAAAUUUUCAUAGAUUCAAGUGAAACGCGUAUAGUGUGAAGUGAAAAAGAAAAGAGAGAACGAGAGAAAAAAAAUUAAAAGAAAGGAGAAUAAAAAUUUAUAGUGAUCAGUGCUUCAAAAUUGCUUAUCGAAAAAUUUUCUUCUGAUAGUAUUUAAUUAAUAAAUAUAUUAUAAUCUCCUAGAUAACAAGGCAGUGUGUCAGAUAUUCAUUUUGAUAUAUCUAACGUCGAGGGAUGAAGACUUCGAUAGGAAGGUGCCGAUCUUGAAAGAUCUCUUUAGAAUUUCGGAAAACGAUAUAAGGUUGGAGAAUUGGUACCGGAAGUCAUGAAGGCGAUAUUGUUUCUUGCGCUCACGUGCGCAAUAUUGACUGUCGUUCGAGGAGAAAUUAAUAAGGAUCCUGCACUAUGUGGCCGAAUCAAAUGCAAAAUCCCGUUGGAGAGAAAAUUUAAAUAUCAGGAGGACAUUCAUUACGUGUACACGUAUUCUGUGAACGUAAGCACAAAUCUGGGUUAUCAUCAAACAUCGCUUCAUCAUCUCGGAAACGAUUCGAACUUGUACAUCGACGCUACUUUGUCCGUGCAUUUCAGCAGCCCUUGCGAGGGCUCCCUCAAGGUUCUGAACGCCAGCAUAAGUCAUGAUCGUAGUACAUACAACGUCGAGUUUCCUGAUCGCGCUGGCUAUGAAUUUAAGACCAGUCUUGAGCGUUUCACACUAAGAUUUACAUUCGACGAUGGGAUAAUCCACGAGCUGUGUCCGGACCAGCGCGAGCCGGUCUGGGCGUUGAAUCUGAAAAGGGGCAUGCUGUCGAUGCUGCAGAACAGCAUGCGACGUUUCGACGUGGACCACGACGUUAACGAAGUGGACAUUUACGGCGCCUGCGACACUGAGUAUCGUUUAUACGAGGCCAAGCGAACCAGUUUGAUCGUAAAGAAGAGCAAAAAUUUGGCCGACUGUCAAAAUGGUCCCAAGUACUUCUCCGUUGUGCAAUCGAAUCCUUACAGAACUCCGCGAAAGCUACAUGAGCAACAUGGAUUGUUCACAUCACGCAGCGACUGCGAGAUUACGAUUGAUCAUAACAUCUACGAGAGGGUAGUCUGUGAUGAAGUACGAUUGCUGCAACCACUCUCCAAUGGUGAUAAAGCUGGUGGCAGGACCGAUUCUCGGGUCAUUCUUCAACUGAUCCAGGAGACAAGGGAGACGGAUUUCUUCCAAGAAUCAGAAGAAAAUGAUAGUGAAGAAAAGGACAAAGAUAAUUUUAUUCAAGACGCAUCUCACAAGAAGAGAACCACGCUGCUAUAUGACCAUGCGAAGACGCUGAAGACUAUGCAGGGCGAGUUGCGAACCUCCCGAGAUCUUCUAAAGAGCAUGUGUCGACUCGCAAACACCGAUGAGUUGCAGCAAAGAUUCUCUGAAAUAUUUACCAAUUUUAUUCGUUCGGCUCGUUUUCUAGAUUAUCCCCUGUUGUCGCAAUUGUUCUCGAGGGCUAAUAACAUUUGCAAAAUUGGAAAGAAGCACAUCAUCGCAGCACUACCAUACCUAAACAGCAACGCUGCAGUAAACGUCAUGAAGGAUUUGAUCGUAAAGAAAUAUGUUGAUCAGGCGACCAUUAAUGAUUGGAUCAUUACUUUUGCUUUGUUCCCGCGACCGGAUCGCGAGACCAUCAAAGGUAUCUCGCAGCUACUGGACUUUGAACAUCAAAUUUCGGACGUCCAGUUUAGUCUCAGCUACUCCACCAUUAUUCACACAUAUUGCAAAAACCACGAUAACUGCAUCGAUUUAAAGGAGGUGGAUGCGUUCCUGUCGCAUCUUCAGCGGAAAAUCUCACAAGGUUGCGCGCCUCGUCUUCAUUCUCCUCUCGUGACGAAAGAAACAUUGGAAGCUUUAAAGGCAAUUGGUAACAUGGGGCUUGAAACAAAGAAUUUACAAAGAGACUUGAAGAAGUGCAUAGAUGAUAAUGGUGGAUUCUUACCUAUGGAAGUUCGUAUUGCUGCCAUUGAUGCUCAUCGUAGACUGCCGUCCUGCGAAGAGACAAGAGAUGAAUUCUUCCUUGAUUAUUAUCGCAAUACGACAUUAGAUACUGAAAUUCGUAUUGCCUCUUACUUACAAGUAAUGCAUUGUCCUGAUUACAAUGUUAUUAAAACUAUCAAGCAUACUCUCAAAAUGGAAGAAGUCAAUCAAGUUGGUUCUUUCGUAUGGAGUCAUUUAGUGAAUCUCUACAACUCUGCCUCGCCUACUAGAGUCGAGAUUCAAAGUUUACUGACAGAUCGAGACCUCGAUAAUAAAUUCAACAGCGAUGUUAGAAAGUUUUCGCGUAAUUACGAAAACUCCUUCUUUUCCAAGGAGUAUAACAUCGGCGCAAAUUAUCAAACAAAUUUGAUUUUCUCACCAAAAUCAUACGUACCACGAUCAUUUACAUUUAACGUUACCACUGAUCUUUUCGGCCAAUCCGUGAAUUUAUUUGAAAUUACUACACGAAUGGAAGGUCUGGAAUAUUAUGCAGAGAAUCUUUUCGGUCCAAAUGGUGUCUACAACAACGAAAAAGUUUCGAAUCACCUUCGGACUUUUCUCAGAUAUUUCAGAUCGGCAUCGGAGAAGAAAAAUUACUGGGAUGGUGUAAAUCGACUGCCUAAUGUUAUCGAUAACAAUUUCGAUCAUCCGAAAAUUAGUUUUGGAUAUAAGAUAUUCGGAAAUGAGUUGAAGUUUACGACACUGGAUGGCGACAAGCAAGUGAUGUCUGCACUGGCGAAUUUCAAUCUCUGGCAAAAGAUGAAAGAAUUUUUGGCUAUGCAAGAAAUUCUCUAUGAAAGAACGGCAAUGUUCUUGGAUUCCUCUUAUGUCGUGCCAACAGGAUCUGGUCUACCGAUUCGCUUGGAUAUGGCCGGUUCCAUGGCUUGCAAUCUUAAGAUUUCGAAAAUACUCGAUGAUGCUCGAUUAUCCGACAGAGAGUUCCAGCUCACAGCUAAUAUUGCUUCCAGCAUAAAUAUCGACAUGGUAGGCACGAUGACUGUCGAUGCUUUUUACAAAUCUGCUGGGCUCAAGUUGCGAACAAACAUGUACUCUUCCGGAACUGUGCAGCUUCAUUUGAACAUAAAUAAUACCCGUUUAGUGCACGUGAGUUUAGGCUUACCGAAUCGCAAGGUAGAUGUGCUCUCGUUGCACUCGGACGUCGCUUUCAUUAAAAUUAAAGGUGCCGAAAUUGAAGAAAAGCCGUUGGGCAUCUUGAUAGCCGAUGAAAACCAAAAGAAUUUGCAACAUCCGGUAGUCAUACCUAAAAAUAUUGUCAGUAACACCACUUGUAGCUGGGCUGCUUUGGACCGGCUAAUAGGUUUGAAAAUGUGCACUGACUAUCAAUUCACGAAUAUGACCAAGGAUCUCAAAGCGCCUUAUUUUAUCUUAAGUGGACUUACGCUUUUCAAGGUCUCGUUGAUUAAAGCCGAUCCAACCGCUAAGAAUUAUGUAUUGGAGUAUAAUUGGAAUAAAACUCAGAACCAUAGCACAUUUAAGUUCAUGUUUGACACACCUGGCUCGCAGGUGAACAGAGAAAUAAGCGCUACUGUCGAUUUUGAUAUAAUAAAUAAUAAUGUUACUGCUUUAAUUCAUUCGGCUGGCAAUUCUUUGAUUGCUAAAGGCACAUACAAACGUUCUGAAAAUGAGACUUACAUGGAUAUCGGUUUCGAUAUCAAUGGUACAAAACACUUGGAUGCCAGCGUGGGUUACACGAGAAAGAAGUUUACUCAUGGUUACACUUAUCAUCCUAAAAUUCAUCUAACUAUCAAUAAUGAACGAGUUGCUGCAAUUUCAGGUGCAAUAAGGAACGCGCAAAAAAACAACAUCUCCCAAUUCGAUAUAGAUUUGACCUUUCAAACAAAGCGAGUCUGGAGUAAAUUAGUCGGCUACAUCGUUCAACGAAAUAUUAGCCUGGCCGGCGAUUUCCAGUUAGAUUAUCAGCUGCAACGUAUGCCGAAAAAAGAGACUCUUCACCUAGAGGUCUCGCUAUCUAAUCGUUCGUCGAAGACGCUCACGCAUAAGACUGCCGAAAUGAAGCUGCAAUCCACCGCUUAUCCGCAACUCAAUACUGUGAUAAACGCCUGGUAUCAGCAAGCUCUCGGCCAUUUAGAACUGCACGCCGAAGUGAAUUCGAAUCCGCAUCUCAAGGAUGAUCGACACAAACUCACGGCGCAGCUUAUCAUCUCUUACUCGAAAAUGUACUUUCAAAACCAGGGCACGAAGGUGAAUGCGCUAAUAGCCGUCACCAAACCCAUUCAAAACCUGGACCUCAAAAUGGGCAUCAAUCAUUACACCCUCGGCGCCGAAUCAAAGACCAGUUUGCUCAUAGGAUAUGCACCUGGCAAGGAGAUUAGUCUGAUCGUCAACAUCAUUACGCCGCGUGAUCUGCUAUUCUCCAUAGAGGGUCACACGAAUCUAACGAUUCCAAAUUUCAACUCGAUGUUGAUCGGGGCACGUAUCAAGGAGCGAUCGCGACAUGAAUACGAAUUGGAUUUCUCUGGCACAUGGUUCAGCGGUCACAACAUGACUGCGCGCGGAACUUACUCCGAUCGAUCAUCGGCUGCUAUCAUCAAUCAUCACUUAAAAAUGAUCUUGAAAUCGCCGAGCUUUGUCAAUUCAAUUUUGCUUAACUGUCAUUUGUAUCAGAAUCAUAGUGAUCUUAGAGUCAAUCUAUAUGCCGAACAAUUAGACUACGAUAAGUAUGCCUUUGUAUUGAAUCAUACAACGCUGUCGACAACCAAUAUAAUGUCGUAUAUAGAAGCUAGAUACCGCAGUAACGUGUAUUCGGCGAUGACAAACAUUGAUAUUACACGAGAAAUUCGUUUAGAGCUGCAUUUAGACAAAUGGCGGGACGUUCAUUUGACCUUAAGCGGUAUCAACGAAGAGAACCGGCAAGAGUUGGCAGCGGAGAUUAAGUGGGACGCCAACAGAGAUCCCGCCUUGAAACUCGGCACAAUGUUGCAAUUAAGUAGAGAGUACCUGAUGGACACAACUUCACCCGGAAUCAAGCGAAACACGAUGAUAACGUUGACUUAUCCGGGUAGAUUAAUAACUGGUUCUUGUGACCUGGUUAUACGUAGUCCACACAGUUAUCUAGUGGAUAUUACUGUGAAUUGGAAUCCGGAGAACAUAAUUAAAGCGUCGAUCAAUGCGGAUUAUGUCGUAAAAGUAGAGCCAGAAAUGAGGACGUAUGUCAAAUUGGAAUCGCAGCUAUUAACGCCUUUUGAACAAUGGAAAAAGACCGCCUUAAACAUGAGAUAUGUACAAUUGUCAGAUAGAGUCCUAGCUAGCAGUAGCGUUUACUGGAAGGAUUCCCAGUACGCAAUAGCGGAAUUCGAUGCUAGUGCGAACGAGCAUGAGGACUUGAAGGAAUGGAUGGCGAAUUGCGGUUUUACCAGCACUUUACACUCCAAUUUUUCGUGGGUGACCGUGAACAUCACUCACAAAAUGCUACGCUCGCAAACAGUUGACACGCAUAUGCUGAUCAAGUAUAAUCCUGACAAAACGAUUGACGCGCGCAGCAUCUGGCAUUUAGACAAGGAAUCGGACAAUGUAUUCAAUCUUACCGGCAAUCUGCACCUAUAUUCACCCUUGGCAAACUACCGGAAGAACGAACUCAAGUGCCAGCUGCGUCUCAUCACUAAUUGGAGAUUCUUCGGCGCAGCUAAUCUCGAGCUGGAUAAACGCAAAUAUACCGGCAACCUAAUCGGUGAUCUCGUACUCUGGAAGGAGUCUAAGGUGGAGUUUAAUGUCACCACGCCGCUGGAGAAGUUCGCCUUCGUUCGUGGCAGAUUCGGUCUGUCGGAGAACAACCGGCAUGCAGUGGCAGAGAUCAUCACGCCGAAUGGCCCGCUGGGUGUCGAAGCGUUGUGCCAGCUCUUCACCUCCGCUUACGACUUCAACGUCAAGUUCAUGCUGGCGACGCCCAUCGACUUACUGCAAAAGGCACUGAUGGUGGCCAAAUUAAAUAAUCGUGAGGCCGAUUUCAGGAUCGGUUAUAACAAUAUCACAGCAGGCUUUCUCGGUACUUGGCACUAUCACAACAUCACCGAUUUCGAUUACAGCUACAUAGUGCUCACACCGUUGGAGGGUCUGCAGGAAUGCGGGGUGAUUACCAAAUUGAUUGUGGUACGCACGGAGGCUGAAGACAUGCUGAACGUAGACACAGAAUUCUCAUUGAGAUUGGCAGACAAUAAACUUGGUAUCAAGGUGAAAGGAGGACCGAAACCUCCGCCUGUUAAGAUUCCGCUGAAACGGGGGAUUAUAUCCACGACAAACGAUCCUGAUGGUGAUGAGUCGACAGAAGAAGAGGAAGAAGAGGAAGAGGAUGAGGAUGGUCUCUAUUGGCGAGGAGAAGUGCAGAUGUGGCUCAUAAUAAUUCCGGAUAUAUCGGGAGAGUUAGAUAUCGAUACUGAAGGUGAUACUUAUAAGAUUCUAAGCACAAUCCAAUUGCCACUCGGCAAAAUCAUCAUAGACGACAAUUUUGUUAUGGAAGAUGUAUUUCAUAUAAAAAAUGAUCUACAUAUUGACUUGACAUUCAGUAAUAUCAAAGAGAUAACAUCAUUCUACAUAUUUCAAAUCGAUGAGCUUGAUGAGCAAUCGACCUAUUUCAUGGAAAUGGGCGUAAACGUUAGGAAAAAUAUUACAUGGAUCGAGACCGGAUUUCAUGGCAAUUAUACGUAUCAAAUCGACACGAAUAAUACGAAGGCACAUUUGGUAAAAUUCAAUAUAAGGACACCUUUAGAAUUUCUUAAAGACUUACGUACUAACGCAGUUGUAGAAAUCGAAGGCAAUCUUUACAGAAGUACAAUUACGAUUCGUGGAAAUCAAUUAAUCAUUGAUUUGUCAGGAAAUAUAAAGAUGGAGAAAGCUUUGCUUGAUAUGAUGAUUACGGGUGCAAUCGAUUCACCUAUUUUAAAAAUACCGAUAACUACAAUCGCCGCGAAAAAGGAUUUUACUGGAAGUAGAAAGCAAAUUAAAUUUAAUGCAGGGAUAAAAGAGCCUGUAUCAAAAUACACAUCUUUCGAGGCUGUUUGGCAAAUAGACGAGCAUCUUAUAAGAGCUUCCGCGAAACUGGAGAGUUGGAUAAAAGCUUUAGAAUCGCUGGAAACCGACGUCCUAUAUAGCAAUGCAAUUCGUAUAAAUAAUACUGCCAAAUUGAACGUACACGUAACGCAUCUUGGCGAACAGGAAUAUCAGCUGGCUGGAAAUUUAAGUAAUGGUAAGAUCGACGCAGAUCUACAUACGCCGCUGUCGCAAAAACCUCACUUCCACUUCCACGGAGAUCUAAGACAGAUCAAUGAAUCGUUGUACGACGUUAGAGGAGAAUUGAAGGAUCAAUUGCAAGCAAAAUCUUAUGAUGUCAGCUCUGUCAUUUUUGUGCAAAAUGACACUUUGACUUCGAUAGACGUAAAAGCUGAACCGAAAAGCGCGAACAUCGAUCAAAUCAUUUUUAGAUUGAAGAGAAAAACAUACGGUCUUUUGCUAGACGUCGACGGUGGAUCAUUUAAUGGCACCAUUGACGCAAAUAUUCUCAACAAUUUGAAUUGGGAUGUGAGAGCUCGUGCGGAUCUCAAAAAAGCUGAUAAAGUAGAUAUUUAUCAACUAAAUACUUUCAUGAAUGUGCAAGUGAAUGGCAACACCACUCUAUAUAUUCAUGCCGAGACACCCUGGAAUGAUAGUAGGACUGUGACGGUAAACGGCAACAUGAUGGUGACCAAUACGAGUGGUGACGUUCGACUAAAUCAUCGAUUAAAUGACGACAAAUGCCAUGCGGAUGUUCAAUGGAAGUUGAUUUAUAUGGAAGAUAUGUUAAUAAAACUGGUCGCAGGAUAUGACACCGCAGAUUUGGGCGAGAAGGAACUGUCAACUUACGUGUUCUUCAAGAACAUUGGUCGGUUGUAUAGGGCUAUCGAUAUGGGCUUAAACUUGGAUAUUAAUCGAAAGAUGUGGGAGUUCGGGACAAACAUGACUAUAGGUUUCCGCAGUAAGCAAAACUUUGAUACGGUGUUCGUUGUGAAAUUGCCACCUCCGGAUAAUGACGAUCAUCGGUUCUUGAUUAGUUAUCACACUAGCAAGGACAUGCAGGACAUUUCUUAUGUCGUGGGUUACAAUGCUGCUCAAGCGAAGAGUAAUUAUGCUUCGGAUGGAUCGGUUCGUAUGGCUACACGCGAUAUUAAUGGACACUUCCGAGUGACAUGGGGUUUACUGUCGACGCAAUCUGUGAACAAUCUUUUUAAUAUCACCUUCGAUAAUAAAGAAAUCGAGCUCAAAUAUUCUCUGUAUACGCCGAAAUUUCUGCAAGAAGAAACACUUGUAUUUCUCUUUAGUUACGACGGUAAUUCUGAUGAACGAAAUUUAAUUAAUGCCGAUCUCUUUUAUCCUCCAAGACAACAAAUUGGAACCGCAAGGAUAUUUUAUGAAAGUCUAAUUAAUGUUAAUGGAACCAUUAACGCUUCGAUAUCUACUCGGAAUUUAGCAUACGUCGGAUGCAACUUUGUUGUACUUACUACUUUGAAACAGAAUAAAAGAUUCGUUGAGUUCUUCUGGCCUAAUAAUACGGCUUCACUCAACUCCGAUUACAAUUAUUACAGCGAGCGAUUAGACUCGAAUCUAGAUGGUGUUUUGCAUAUAGAAGUUCCUCUGAAUACUCGUCACGUCAGCCAUCUGACUUUUGGCUAUAAAAAACGUCCACAGAUGACCACGGGCCAUUCGAGUUUGACUUACAAUAACGAGACAGUGUUGCAUGCUCAAUAUAAUUCAAAGAGUGAAUCCCGGGCUGGCUUCGAAAAGGAUCGUAUUCAAAUCACUGUGGAGAACAUCUAUAAGCCCAUAGGCAUCGUCUACGUGAAUCAAUAUGAGUACAGCGGUGGAAACGAGGGGACCAACUAUCCCACUGUCGAAUUCAAACAAGUGAAUAUUUAUCGAUUAGAUAACAGCUCCGCUUUCAAUAUCGCCGGUGAAUCCAGAAUCCGAACUACCCACACCGGCCAGGAUAUCCACUUGAAGGCGAUGCACUCGAACAAGACAGUGCAGCUGAAGACGGACUACCAAGUAUUGCCUGGCGAAUUCGAUCAGAAUACAUGGUUAAGUCUGGCCGAGGAUGCCUGGGUGUCUUAUCAUAUAAACAUCUUGAACAAAACUACCGAGGACAUGGACAAUCAGUACCUCAUCCUUAGUUGCUCUUAUCCUCUACGAAACUUCACUAUAGACGGUUCAUAUAAAAUCACCAGCGACGAGGUGAGCUCCGAAGCAAACUUGCAAUGGAAACGCGACGAAGAAAAAUUGAGGAUUGUCGGUGCGGCAUUUAAUUGGACGAAUAUUAACAGCACAUCCAUGGAGAAACAACAGCAAGUCGAACUGAGUCUUCGACAUCCGACCUUCGAAGAGAAGAAUGUCACGUUGAAGGGCAUAUUAAUGAAGAGAAACCACAAGGACUUAUUAAACGCCGUCUUCACUGCGAAUUACUCUACCAACGAGGACAAGCUGUUGACGUUAUCCGCUUUGUUAAGGGACGAGAGCGAUGCAUCGAGCAGGAAGUAUUUCUAUAAAAUAGUCGGCAAGCACGUCAACACCAGAUUAGAUCUCGACGUCGAAGGAUUCGUUCGCAGACAAGGAUAUAUGUUACUCGAAACAGAGAAUCAUGCUCGAUACACGCGCAGUUAUGUGUCUAAUGAAGCUGGAGAAUUGAUUGGUCGAAUCGAUCGGAAAUCGAGGGAGAUUUUCUUCCGACGAGUAAAUAAUGAGGCGGUCAAAUAUUUCGCAAUUGGUUAUUAUCCAUCGUCUUCUCGUUACGUCAUAAAUGGUAGCGCUAUCAAUACGCCGGAACUCAAUGCUACCGGUGCCUUCUUCUUAGAUCCAAGUGAGAAGCUUAUUUGGACGAUGGUUAAUUACACGCCUGAUGCACGAGUGAGUUUUAGAAUGCAUGGUAAUAUUCCGGACGCUCGAAAUGCCAUAUUUAAUAUUUGGAGGACAUACGACGACGAUUUAACCAUUUCGGAUGUUUCUUUCUAUUUGAAAUUAAAUCACUCGAGACUCAUUACUUCAACUUUACGAUGGCGACCCGAACUUAAGAGUGAUAUUGUUAAUACUGUAAAAACGACAUUUAACGAAAUGUGUGAAAGUGUAAAUGAUGAUAUCGAUUAUUGGAAACAAUAUAUAAAAACUGAAGUAAUAAAUGCCAUCACGGAUGUGUGGCAAGACGCUGAACAGGAUAUUUCAGGAUUCCUUGACGAUUGGUAUGAUUUAAAAAAUCUCGAGUAUGACUUUGAAGAACUCCAGAUAUAUUUGAACGAGUCUUAUAAUGCUAAUCACUUCUACAUCAAAGAUAUCGUUGGUAUCGGAAUAUACGUCGUCGAUGAAUUGUCUCUGCGAAGUCAUAUCCAAUCUCUUCCUAAUAUUUUGAACGAGAUUUGGGAAAUAAUGGGCGGCUCCGGCGAAGCCCUGCGAAAUUCAUUGCUCUGGCUGAUUGAGACCAUCAAAAACGCUUAUUACAAAGUAUCCGAGAUUAUCGCCGCUGUGCUGAGAGGUGACUCGGUGUCGCAAGUAGCGAACAUAAUCGAGAAGCUGAUUGAGAAAUACGACAUGUUCAUUAAGGAUCUGCACGUGUCCUUCAUCAAAUACAUGGAGAAUCUUUGGAACACAAUUUUUUCGUCCAUCUCGGAACAAUGGCAUCGCUUCUUGAAAUUAAUGGAACCUCUAUUUAUCCGAUUCAUUCAUUAUCUUGAGACACUCUCCUGGAAAGCGAGUAGGGAGAUGCUCGAUUUCUUGUACGAUCGUAAGAAGGAGAUUAUCACGUCGCCGUACUUUGAUCGUUUCACCAACUUUACGCAGGACGUCGACAAAGUUUAUCGCGACAUUAAAGCGAACGAUAUAGUGACUAACGUGCACAAAUAUUCGCGUCUGGUGAUACAAUUCAUAAAACAACGCUAUUUUGCCUUUGUGCCGUUUGGCAAAGAACUUAAUGACGUCACAGAGGAAAUUGUGUCAGAAUUGAAGGAGCUUCGAAAACUACCAUCGGUCAAUUACGCUCUGGAUAAACUCGAGCAAAUGUACGAUAAAAUCGGUUAUCUUAGUGAGUACUUUGAAGUCAGGGUUAAGAUAGAAGGUCUCAUUCAGCUGGUACAUUCCAAGAUGAUGGACAUCGGUCAGACGGCGUUACAAGCUGAGAGUCAAUACAGGGAAGCCAAAACCAUGUUCAUCUUCGAUCCUAAUCAGGGUUUGAUGUGUCUGGAGCAGAAACUGCCCAUGUCCUGGCACGCUUUCAAUCAGACACCUGAAUUCCACGAGAUACCGGAAAUUAGAGCAAUCGUGGACAUGAAGAAAUACUUCGUUACUUCGAAUACAACCUUCUGGAGUCUUUACUAUCAGUACAAACCGUAUUCGGAGCUGACGAACUGGUUACCGCCGUUCAAAGCGCAAGCCAUGAUUAUCGGUUCUCAGCAUUAUAUCACUUUUGACGGACGUUAUUUCGAUUUUGUCGGAAAUUGUACCUAUUUAUUAGCGAAGGAUUUCGUGCACAAUACUUUUGCAAUUUUGGUGAAAUAUAAUACAGAAACCGAAAAGAUAACUCACCAGAUCAUAGUAUUGGUUGGAAACAACGCCAUCGAAUUAGAUCUCUUUAACGAUACUAUGAAGCUGAUCUCCCAAUCAGAGGGCACUACGACAAAUCUACAGCUGCCGAUCGAAUUGGAUCAUGGUGCGACGUACGUUUAUCAAGUAGAGAACGUGGUGACGGUGGAACGCAAGCACGAUCAAUUCCGAUUGGAGUGUAAUCUCAAGUUCAAUUUGUGUACCUUAGAAUUAUCAGGCUGGUACUACGGGAAGACAGCCGGUCUCUUCGGCACGAUGAACAACGAACAAUUCGACGACAUUCUGGGAUCGAACAAACUGUUUUUAAAGGACACCGGCAGUCUCGCUCAUAGCUGGUCUAUCAACGAGAACUGCGUUGACACGACAAAUCGCGCCAACAAGAUCCAACAUCUGGACAAUGCAAUAUUCAAAUUCUGCGACGAGCUGUUCGUGAACAAGAGCUCAGAGUUCGGUAUCUGUUUCGGCGUGAUCGAUCCGAUUAUGUACGCUAGAAUGUGCCUGAAUAGCUUCACUGAAGACGAGGCCUGCACGGUGGCGAUGUCCUACAUGCAGAGGUGCAUGUUCCACGACACUUAUCUGAGAAUUCCCGACAAAUGCACUACGUGCACUAUGAUAGACGGUAGUCAGGUGGCCGAAGGCCGUUUCAAGCGAUUGGAGGACGACGAAGUACCCCGAUCAGUCGACGUGGUAUUCAUCGUCGAGGCAAAAAGCUGUAAUCGCAACAUGACGUCGAAUAGCAGCAUGGAAUUGUUGAUUACGCAGCUCGAUAAAGAACUGAAUGACCUAGGUCUCACGGAAAAUCGAUGGUCCCUGGUGAUAUUCGGCGGUGACGAAGUCUACGAUCGACCCAGGAGCAUCAUUCUCGACGGACAGAUUUUCACGAAGAACGUGGCACGCUUCACUGAUUAUUUCAAUUAUGUGCCAGUAGGCAACGGCAAUCAAGAUAUUUUCGCCGCGAUUGGAUUCGCUUCACGACUCGUCUUCAGGGCUGGCGUGUCAAAGACCUUCAUAUUGAUGCCAUGCUCGCAUUGCGAACCAGAGAAUCAAACAUUGGAGUACUCGGUAUUACAUCAAGUAUUGUUGGAACACGACAUCACUCUGCAUAUACUAAUGGAUGACGAUUUCCAAUUCGAGAAAGAGAAGAUCGGCAAGACCUUCUACGGCUUGGAUGCGUCCAAGUCGUACACCAGGAACGAUUUUAAAAAGCUACUCGGCGAUGAAGCUCUACGAAGACAGGUCAAGCUCUCCAAGAAUGUGCUGGGUUAUUGCACACCGCUGUCUUUGGAAACGAACGGGACGAUAUUCAGCGGCGACAAGCUGCGUCUCGAGAAGUCGGCUUUAAUUAAAAAGUUCGUGAGCGUCUUUGCGAAGAGGGUCGCCCUUACAGCCGAGCCGAACAAAUGUCAAUUAUGCGAGUGUACAGCUGAUAAUAACGGCGUCACGCAAAUGGAAUGCAUGCCUUGCGUAUAUCCAAUGCCUGUGUACGUGGAUUACGUGAGUGAAACUUUUAAUCUCAACGAGUCGUUCUCGAUGAUGCCGUCAGCAGAUAGUACUCAUCAUAGCCAAAUCGAUCCAGAGGACGAUUGAAGAUAUAAUUAAAAUAUAGUUAGAUUAUAUUAGAUGCUAGAUAACAGGUAUUAAUCAUAUUUAUUUGCAAUAUCUUUUGUAAUAUAAAAUAAUAUACCUACCUCCCUUCCCAAUCCAAGAUUUGUCUUAUAUUAAAGACAAUAUAUGAAAUAUAUAUUAAAAUUAAAAUAA
Nylanderia fulva is the source of this 13591-nucleotide messenger RNA. It is a transcript of the gene Apoltp, whose product is annotated as Apolipoprotein lipid transfer particle. Gene Ontology annotation, biological process: lipid transport. Lineage: Eukaryota; Metazoa; Arthropoda; Insecta; Hymenoptera; Formicidae. Gene Ontology annotation, molecular function: lipid carrier activity. The record is from RefSeq and is a predicted model, not a curated record.